UCAGCUGACAGUGAGUGCAGUAGUAGAAAGUUCACAUACACAGUAGUACAUUUUAGAUUUUGACAUGUUGCUUUGUCUCUUAAUGUACUUAUAACCACAGCGAGAGAAAACUGAGGAAAGUUAACAGGAAGUGGCAUCUGGAAGUGCUCAGAAGUGAGUGGAAGAAGUCGUCUCCCAGCAACAACAAAAAAGUGAAAUAUGGGCAGUGAGUACCAACCACUGACUUCAGCAGAGUCAUGCUUAUUCAUAGAGACGUCAGAGUGCUUUAUAUGCAGGGAUGUUGAACUUCAAGCCAGUGACCCACUGAGGAAUUUCUGUAACUGCAAGAAUUUACUUGCCCAUCACGUGUGCCUGUCCACGUGGAUCCGGAAGGGAUUUGGGAGUGAAGACAGGCUGCGCUGCAUUAUCUGCAAAGCCAAGUACCAGCUCCAGAGGAGUUCUCCAUGGUGGUCGCUGAGCUUCCAGUGGCAAACGUGGCUUGCGCUGAUCGCUGCGUGUGUUCUGCUGGCUCUGGUACCUUAUGUUGUUUACUGCAUGAUGACCACCUUCACCAACCCACCUCCUCCCAACACCUUUAAAGUGGCAGCAACCUCUUUUGGUCUGCUGACAGAGAUCCUCCUAAUCAAGUGUCUGUCCAGCUACAUCUGCAGUCGUUACCGGCAGGCUGAGCAGAGCUCCUUCACAGUCCGGCCCAGAGGCUUUGACGGGGACAGAACGAGUCCGGGCCAAUGGGAUCAGUCUGUGGCCCCGGUGGCGGCAGGCCGCGCUUCAUCGACGGCCUCACCCAGUCAAGUGGAUGCAAGGAAAGGGGAUAUGUUGAAGAGUGGAUGUCUCAAAUUUUUCUGAACCACAAACAGAAUGAGUUUACAGAAUACAGGGUCAUAGUAAAUCCUAUGGGUAUUAGCCAUUCAAGAUAUCGCAGCAGUUUAUCAGCGUGGCAAUAAUGAGAUCUUAUACUUUAAACCCUGUUUCCGAGGUGUCAAAUAUUCUGGUGUCAAACCCUUACACUCUUUAUUCAGUGGGUAUAUUCUCACAUAUUGCAAAUUGAUCAUAAGUAAGCUAAUGCACGCAGCUUGCAUGUUCAGGCUCCGGGAGAGACAAAAAAAAGCCUUGAAUCACUCUCUUUCCUUAAUGAUGUCCACACAGAGACAAUGGGGCGCCGCUCUGAUUAGUGUCACCUGUCCUUGUGCAUCUCAUCAGCUCCAUUAUGGCUCCAUCUCCCAUGCUUCUCCUGCUAAUUGAAUAGCCUGUGAAGUGGUGACGAGGACGGGGGCGAGAGCAACGUCUGUUCCGCUGCUGCUUCAGAAAUGAGAGUGAAGCUUCCCAGUGAGACACCACUGUGGUUCUUAAAACAUAAAACCAUUAUCAUACAGAUGGAAAAAGUGCUAUCAAGUAGCCCUGAUGUUAUAUUACCUUCAUAUCGUCUACGGAUUUAUAUAUAACAGCUUUCAAUUAGCUAUAACUAAUAUCUGUCCGUUAAAUAUACUGUAAGGCUACAGCCAGCAGCUGGUUAGCUUAGCUUAGCUGGGGGGUGGGGGGGUUGACCCUGUACUCACCUGUCGUUUUUUUUUCUAUGUGGAUCAACGUAUAUUCACCUGCAGUUACUGGCUUUUUGCAGUGUUGACAGGGAAUUCUCAGAGAAAAAUAAGACUGAAGUUAAACAGGUAGUACAAGACAAGCGUGAGUAGGCUUAAAUUCACUAAUGGGGGUGGCCUGAAAGACGGAAGAAUGCUCUGUCAGUAACAGUCACUCCUUUUCUAAUGAGCUAAAUGUUUAUUACAGUAGUUAUGACUGUGUGGUGCCGGUGUGUGACUGAGUGAAGCCAAAAAAAGGCCGGACGGACUACAGGCGCAUGUCAUUAAAGACCCAAUUAUCUUUACAAGGUCCAUCCUGUACUAUUCCAGUACUUGUUAAACACAUGUACAGCGCAAAUCUAUCAAUCAUUAAGUCUGUUCCCAAAAAGGCCAAUGUGUGUAUGGUGAAUGACCAUACACGCCAUCAGUUCCGUGCUAGUCAUCUAACUUCCUCUGUGGUACAGAUGACGCACUGCUAUGUUAAAUAUCACUACGCUAUGUUUUAUUUGAUUUUGUUCUGCUUUUUAACUCAGAACUAUGAAGACACGUCUUUUUACAAAGACUCACUGAUCUUGGGGUCAAUUGUGACUUCUUUCUGAUGGACCACUCCGAGUCUCCGUCGGUGGAACAAUGUCUGACUCGCUAACUGUUGGUACAGGUGCUCCUGAAGGAUGUGUUCUUUCUCCUGUACUGUUCUCCCUGUAGAAAAAUUAAUUGAAGAUGACAUAGCUUUAAUUAGGGCCCGACCCCAAACGUGCCAGAGAACCAUGAAAUUUGUUGGGAGCAUUGCAAAAUAUUUUUUCCCCUCCUAACAGGAAGUCAGCCAUGUUGGAUUUUGUGCGUUGAUUUUAAUUUCACGAACACGUUUGAGGACUUUAGGAGUAACAAAAACUCACCCAUGUUCGAUCUCUGGGUCAGUCUGCUGUACAACAGAGGUUUCACAGAAUCGUCGACUAUUUGAAUAUUCGACCAUCAAAACUACUAAUCGAUGUGGUGCAUUAUUGUCAAAUAUUCGUUAAUCUCUGGUUUUAACAUGGUGCAGUAAUGAAGUAGUGGCAAGUAAUGGCAGAACAUUAUGCAUGUAAUUACAUCAGAUAUGCAGAAGGGGCGGUGUGGGUUAACAAGUCAUAGUUGGUGCAAGGCAGUAAACUUGUGUAAAACUGUCGCGAAAGUUUGUAUGAGAGUUCAACUAAGUGUUCCUAUUGGCAGCAGCCUUGCAGUGACUGUUAUAUCGUUGCUCGAACAUCAGUGGAUAACAACAAAUUAUGUGAAAGCAUCCGUCUUGUGUAUAAAUAUGAAGUUGAAGUCAAGUUAUAUGGCGAUAGCAAUCUGCUUUCCAACGCUGUGACAAACGUGUGUGAAUGCAGCAUUAAGUUGUUAACUUUUACUCAUUUAGCGGCUGGCUUGCUAAUUCCAACAUGCUGGUUACAGAAAAUGAUCCAAACAGCAGGCUCGUGGCCAGUGGCAGCGCUGGAUUUAACAGUCUCUCCGGCGCUACAAGACUACUUCAACAGGAGGAGAUCAGAGAUACCUUCCGCUCUUCUCCUGGCGUAGUCUGCCAGCAGCGGGGAGCACCACAGGGUGCGCUAGCUAGCUUAUUCUUGUCUAAUUUGUGGUCUCCUUAAAGAUAAAUUGCUCUGAUUACAACGAGAAUGUGGCAUCAUAUUUACACAAGACAGAUCCUUACCUAACCCAUUAGACAAAAUCCAAAAUGAGGAUAAUAAAUGGCCUGUAGGGACUGAGAGUACUGUCACACACGGAUGCAUAUUUUGUAUUUUAUCGCUUUCAUUAAGGCGUUUCAUUGUGGUGAGUAGGCUAUGCUUUGAAUUUCUGUUUGCACUGUUUAUAGCCUAUUUUCUGUUUACACUUGCUAUCUGAGGAAAAUGUGUUAAUAAUCUGUGUCAGCUCAUUCCUCUGUGCCAGCCGCUAUUGAUGUUUUUCAAUAAAUGAAUAUCAUUCAUAAACUUCA
Messenger RNA from Perca flavescens (yellow perch), 3543 nucleotides. RefSeq lists its product as uncharacterized. Gene Ontology annotation, molecular function: zinc ion binding. The transcript is spliced from 5 exons. The record is from RefSeq and is a predicted model, not a curated record. Lineage: Eukaryota; Metazoa; Chordata; Actinopteri; Perciformes; Percidae. The coding region runs from base 199 to 846 and encodes 215 amino acids.